AUGUCCCUCGCUUCCCUGCUAGUUCUGUGGGCGUGGGCGGGCGUGGGCGUGGCUCAGGACGCCCGUGUGGAGGUGGAGCUCCGUCAGGGUCGCAUUUCCGGUGCCAGCGAGAGGGCCGGCUGGGGAGGGCGGUGGUACGGCUUCAGGGGCAUCCCUUACGCUAUGGCACCUGUGGGGGACCUGCGAUUCAGGGCGGCCGGAUCAUGGACGGGCGUGAGGAACGGGUCCCUGGCGCCCCCAGUGUGCCCCCAGGUCGACGCCACUCCCGGGGAAGGUGGUGAGGCGGUGGUCAGCGGGGAGGAGGACUGCCUCUACCUCAACGUCUUUACGCCAGGGCCCUUCUCCUCGGACUUGCCUGUGAUGGUGUGGAUCCACGGGGGGGCCUUCCUGGUGGGGGGCACUAGGGAGUACGGCCCCCUCCCCCUCCUCACCAGGGACGUGGUACUGGUGACGCUGCAGUAUCGCCUCGGCACUCUAGGAUUCUUAUCCACGGAGGAUUCUGCACUUCCCGGUAACCUCGGCCUGAAGGACCAGACGAUGGCUCUCCGCUGGGUCAGGGACAACAUCCGUGACCUCGGCGGCGACCCAGACAAGGUCACGAUCUUCGGUCAGGGCGCCGGGGCUGCCUCCGCGCAUUUCCAGGUGCUGAGUCCACAGGCUAAAGGCUUGUUCCGUCGUGCAAUCUUGCAAUCUGGCAAUGCACUUAGUCCCUGGGCACUGAGGAGAGAUCACAGACAAACAGCCUCUGUACUUGACCAAGUGUUCAACUGUUCAGCGGCGAAGAACAUUUCGAAUAACAACUCUUCUCUCUCCACACCUGUCGACCUGAACAGCACUGCCCUGGUCGACUGCCUGAGGACGAUUCCUUUUCAACAACUCGUGGUUAUUCCGUCGGCCUUUGUGAAGUGGCUCAGCAUCCCCCAGGUGAUGACCCCCCGCGUGGAUGGGGCCUUCCUGCGCGCCCACCCAGCCUCGCUCUUGCAAAGUGGCCUUUAUAACGAAGUCGAUCUCAUCUCUGGAGUGACGGAAGUCGAGGCUGCUCUGCCCGCCCUUGUUGCGACUCUCGACAACCCCGCCCUAAAGGAGGCCUUACUGGACGAUUUCGCUUCAGUCGCGCCGGUACUUCUCGGCCUGGAGGGGGAGGAGGACCCUUUACCGCUGGCGAGGUCGGUCUUUGGCUCUUACCUUCCCGGAGCGCAGAUUAACAAGGGCACGGUUCGAGGUCUGGCACAGCUUAUUAGCGACGGGGCGUAUAAUGUACCAAACGCCGAAUUGUUGCGACUCCAUUGCAAGCGCGGGACAGGAAAAGUAUUUACAUAUCGCUUGCAACAUCGUGGUCUUGUUGGUGCAACCGAUCUCUUCAAUAGCUCCGUUGGAUAUAUGUGGGUUAGUAACGGCGACGAUUUGAAGUACCUGUUCCGUGGAGGUCUUAGCCCGAACACGACUUCAAGCACAACCUUAAGGACGACCUUCCCUACCCUGGAGGCCAAGGCGGACCAGCGACUGAGUAACAUGAUGGUGCGGCUGUGGACCAACUUCGCCGCGACGGGAUACCCGACGCCCGACCCUUUCUUAGGCUUCAUGUGGGCGCCCGCGUGCCAGCCCACCCUUCCCUACCUCAGCCUUACGCCCGCGCCCUCGAUGUUCACGGAUGGAAACGCUCGGGAACCAGAUCCUACGUCAGGAGUCCUUCAGCCCCGCCCCCUGGAGGCCGGAAUGGGCGGGGCAAGGCUCCUCCUCCUGCGGGAGAUGUUCUUCGGGUUUAUUCGACUUGCUUUUCGGACGUCGGGGACGCUCGCACCGGGAAUAUAG
Messenger RNA from Penaeus indicus, 1812 nucleotides. RefSeq names its product venom carboxylesterase-6-like. The record is from RefSeq and is a predicted model, not a curated record. The transcript is spliced from 13 exons. The coding region runs from base 1 to 1812 and encodes 603 amino acids. Lineage: Eukaryota; Metazoa; Arthropoda; Malacostraca; Decapoda; Penaeidae.